AUUUACUUAUUCCUCCUCCAUCUACUUAAUAGGUAUACCUUGACAAUGGCAUACUCGAAUCUCAGGCUGUUGUCCCGCUCAUUCCGACCUUGUGGGUUGAGGGGACGGGAGAAUUUCUUAUGCUUGCAAAACUCCUCGAGCAUAAGACCUGUCCUUCCGAGGCCAUUAUCGAAAGCCACAGUCCCAAGUUAUACUUUGCGGUCGACAUACUCAACCAACAGUUAUAAACACGGAUCGCAUAAAAGCAGAUCUUCUUUUAGCGGAAUCUUGAUUGGAUCAGUAUGCUUGGCUGGUUGUGGACUCUAUCUCUCUUCCUCACAUUAUUCACUAAUUGACAUAGUUCACAAUGAUGAACAAAAAAAAAAGAGCAAGGUUUCGAAAGCACAGCAAGUAGAAGGAGCACAGCCUUUUGUUGAAAACAAUUGGCAAGAUAGCCCAGAUUCCCAGCCCCACAACAGCUUGAAGCCGGACCCAUCGCAAGAUACAUUCGAGAUGGGGUUGUAUGCAGCCUCCAGGGCUGAACAAGAGGAACUUGAAUAUCAAUAUCGGAAAGAGCGUACCGACAGGAAGUUUACCGGAUGGUUAUUUCAUGUAGGUUUUUUCUUUCAGGAUUAUGUUUACGAACCCAUCGUUACUUUCGGGCGUUUUCUUGAAUUGUCUGUCAUAUUUGUGCCUGUUUUUGCAUUAUACCCCAUCACAUUUUUUGGCAAAACGGAUAAGUCUGGUGAAAGAUCUGGUGCAAGGUUAUGGUAUUGGUUAUUAAGAAAUGCUGCUGAGAUGGGUGGUGCAUCUUUCAUUAAGCUCGGACAAUGGGCUGCGUCACGUACUGAUAUAUUUACCAAAGGAUUGUGUACGGAGAUGAGCAAUCUGCACAGCAAUGCCAAAGAACACAGUUUCAGAGCAACACGGAGGAUAUUGCGUGAAACCUUUAACGGGAAAGAGCUGGAGGAAAUUUUCGAUGAAUUCCCGGAGAAGCCUGUUGGAUGCGGUGCAAUUGCUCAAGUGUAUUUGGCCAAAUUGAACCAGCAGUUUGUUGGUUCUGGUGACAAACACGAUACACUUGUAGCGGUGAAGGUUGUUCAUCCUAGAGUCACGAAGAACAUUUACCGAGAUUUGAAGAUCAUGUCUUUUUUCGCCAACUUGAUCGAUGUGAUACCAACUAUGGAGUGGUUAAGCUUACCAGAUGAAGUUGAACAAUUUUCAAUUUUAAUGAACCUCCAAUUGGAUUUACGAAUAGAAAGUUACAACCUUAAUAAAUUUAGAGAAAAGUUUGCCAAGGCAAAUGAUGUUUUUUUCCCGAAACCGAGAUACAGUUCCAGGAAAGUUCUAAUCGAAGACCAGGUCUAUGGUAUCAGCAUGAACAAGAUUUUGGAGCUCAAACAUGCCAAGAAUGACAAAAUGUUGAAGUUUAUAAGCGACAGAUUAAUUGACUCAUUUUUGAAGAUGAUGAUUCUAGACAACUUCACACAUGCAGAUUUACAUCCGGGGAACAUUUUUGUCAGGUUUGUUAAAUCCAAAGGUUAUCAAAACAGCUCCAGCGAGAGUAGCAAGUUUGAGAUAGACAAGCUCACAACCAAGUUGAACGGCUUGAGCGUAGACGAACUCAACCAGGAAUUGAAUAACAUGGUGACAGAGAAAUACGUCCCACAGCUUUGUUUCAUCGAUGCCGGUCUUGUCACCGAGCUCAACGACCAGAACCGGUUCAACUUUAUCUCGUUGUUCAACGCUUUGGCGCAGUUUGACGGGUAUAAGGCGGGAGAGUUGAUGAUCGAGAGAUCCAAGACGCCGGAGACCGCAGUCAACAAAGAGCUGUUCAAACUCAAGGUCGAGCGGUUGGUCAACAAGGUCAAAGAGCGCACAUUCACGCUUGGCUCUGUCUCCAUUGGAGACUUGCUUGAUAACAUGUUGGGGAUGGUGCGGUCGCACCAUGUCAGGAUGGAGGGUGACUUUGUCAGCAUUGUCGUUGCCAUCCUUAUUCUCGAGGGCAUCUGUAGACAGCUCGACCCCGAGAUAGACCUAUUUGCAAGAUCGAUUCCGAUUCUCCGCCAGAUCAGUUUCCAGGAGGGAAAGCUGAUAUUCCAGAACACCAACAAGCUGUCGAUGCUCAAGGUGUGGUUGACGUUGGAGGUCCGCCAGUUUGUCAACGCCUCUGUACACGACGUUCACAAGCUCGUCAAGUCUGACGGCCUUGCGCCGAACUACUAAUGGCUAACUACUAGCCUCCGAAACUCUCCCUGUAGCCGAUACAUGUUUUUCUUUUGUUUACCCUAAAAGAACAAUAUACGA
This is a messenger RNA of Pichia membranifaciens NRRL Y-2026, 2286 nucleotides long. RefSeq lists its product as hypothetical. Bases 46 to 2205 code for a protein of 719 amino acids. Gene Ontology annotation, cellular component: mitochondrion. NCBI's taxonomy places the organism in Eukaryota, Fungi, Ascomycota, Pichiomycetes, Pichiales, Pichiaceae. The record is from RefSeq and is a predicted model, not a curated record. The transcript has 2 exons.